Naegleria gruberi is the source of this 830-nucleotide messenger RNA. RefSeq lists its product as uncharacterized. Gene Ontology annotation, molecular function: ATP binding; protein serine/threonine kinase activity. Gene Ontology annotation, cellular component: nucleus; cytoplasm. The transcript has a single exon. The annotation marks the transcript as partial. The record is from RefSeq and is a predicted model, not a curated record. Gene Ontology annotation, biological process: mitotic DNA damage checkpoint signaling; protein phosphorylation. Lineage: Eukaryota; Heterolobosea; Eutetramitea; Acrasida; Naegleriidae.
ACAACAGAAAUCAAUUCACAGAGGAAGUGGUUGUGAAGAAAGUGUAUGACACACCAGAGACUGAGGAUUUCCAUGAGUCUAACAAGCUCCUUCAAAAGUUGGAUCAUUCUAAUAUUAUCAAGUAUUUGGAUCAUGGAAAGUUUGAUUCUCCUGAGACUGGAGAAUUUUUAUACAUCGUCACUGAAAAAGGAGAUGAAGACUUGGCUAGAUACUUAAAAGAAAGACAAACUAAUCAUGCAAAUGACAAUUUACAGGAAAUGUUAGAGAUUUUCGUACAAUUGGUAAGAGGAGUGGCGUUCAUUCACUCUCAGAAUAUUUAUCACAGAGAUAUAAAACCAGCCAAUGUGGUAGUUAGGAAAAACGAUUGGAAAAUAAUUGACUUUGAGGAUUAUGCUAAAACCGAUACUCAAGAUGAAUCAAUCUCAGCACAAAAGGUCGGGACUGAGUACUAUAUGGCUCCUCAAAUAUGUAUUCGUGGAUGUAAGGAUCGUAUUUUGGGAAAUUCUCUUGAUAGUUAUAGUUUGGGAUGCACCCUUCUUGAAAUGAUCACAGAUUCUUCAUCUUUAACAUUAAAUGGGAAUACUCUUGCUUAUAAUUUAGUUAAAAACGAAGAGAGUGAUGUUCAUAAUCAUAUCAGAAAAGUUAUUGGUGAAAAAGUGGCCAUGAGCAAACAAUCUUGUGGUGAUUUGGUUUGUAAUUUAAUUCAAAAAUCUGCUGCAAAGAGAUUGACUGCAAGAUGUGUGUUAGUUAGUGUGGAUAAGAUUUUACAAGAAAUUUCAGUAAUGAAAAAUCCAACAAGAAGCAGAAGGGGGAAAUGUAUGGUACAAUAA